Molecule: messenger RNA, 2860 nt
Organism: Lepisosteus oculatus (spotted gar)
Lineage: Eukaryota; Metazoa; Chordata; Actinopteri; Semionotiformes; Lepisosteidae
Gene: zfand4
Product: zinc finger, AN1-type domain 4
Molecular function (GO): zinc ion binding; protein binding
Source: RefSeq, a predicted model, not a curated record
GGUAGGUUUUUCUUUGAAAUGUUGUGUUAAGCAGCACAGGAAGGUAUUUGAGGGGAAGUUAGGAGAUAAUUGAACGAUUGUGAAGGUUAAAACUAUGGCUAAUAAGAACGCAGGUGUGAUAAAACGUUAAAAAUAUGAUUUUGCUGCUGCUGCAUUUUAGUGUCAUUCAAGGCCGGUGAAGGUGAGCCUCAUAGGCUUUCCUUUGAGGGCGAAACUGAGAAACGGGUCAGGGGAUUUGAUUGCUAUAUUCAGGUGCUGAGGGUAUUACAUCGUUGUGGUCACUGCCGGGUCAGCGCAGGCUUGGUUUAUUUAAAAGAAAUCUAGAAUCUGAUCUGAAAACGAGGAUUAAAAAAGAAAACCCAGCAGCCGUUACUCGUGGGAGAGCUUUGGGAUAUUUGCCAGCUGUAACCCUGCUGCCUCUCCUGAGCGCCACAGGGAUGAUGUUACGGUGCAGCUUCAGAGCAUCAUGACCAGCCUCUCUGCCUGCGAGUGUCCCGUGCUCCUGCCCUUGUCCCUUCUGAUAGUGGGUCACCCUUCUCCCUUGCCUUGAAGCUGUGCUGGAAAGACCAGAAAUGGCCCACAAGAAGGAGCCUCCCUUCUUCAAUGAGGACAAUGUAGGACCAUUCCACUACAAGCUUCCUUUCUAUGAGACGAUGGAGCUGUUCAUUGAAACCCUCACUGGCACGUGUUUUGAGCUACGCGUGUCGCCUUUUGAGACGGUGAUUUCAGUAAAGGCCAAAAUUCAAAGACUAGAGGGGAUACCUGUUGCACAGCAGCAUUUGAUCUGGAACAACGUGGAACUAGAAGAUGAGUAUUGCUUAAAUGAUUACAGCAUUACAGAAGGGUGCACUUUGAAAUUGGUGCUCGCUAUGAGAGGGGGACCCAUCAAUACCAGGAGAGUUCCAAUGGAUGACCCUGUAAAGGAAUUUGCGGAGUACAUGGAUUCAAACCGGGAUGAUGUUUUGGAGAAAACUUCACCCAAUAAGCAGGUCACCUUUCUUGUGUACCAGGAGGGAGACCAGCUCAAUUUCUUCCGAGUUGUGGAUCGAGGAGAUGGCACCUUAACACCAGUUUCUGAAUCAAUAAGCGGAGGCUCAGUGUAUAACUUGUACACUGAGGAGGAAGAAGAAAGUGAGCCCUCACCCUCAGGCCAGCAGAUCAUGGAGAACUCCAUCACCAUGAAUAAGAUGAAGCUGCUGAAGACCAAAAUGGAAAACAUGAACCUCAGUAAGAAGCCUAAGAAGACUGCCAAGGUGAAACCCAGGCCUCCCAUCUGUGCUCGGCCCUGCACCGACUCAUUGAAUACAGCCCGUCAUCAAAGACUGUUCCGGGUUCUGCCUCAAAUUGGACACUCUCUGAACCCUUCAACAUGCCUACCUCCUGUCAGGGACCAGCAUUCCUCAGCUACUCCUCCUGUUCCUGCACCCCCGAGCGCCUUGUCCUCUGUCACCCCCGCCAGCCAGGCAGUGCUGUCGUCCACAUGUUACUCUGUGAAGGAAGACGAGUCCUGGGAGUGCCCAGUCAUGACUGCUUCCUUAAGCAAAAUCAGGUCUCCACCUAAAGUUUCCCGAGUCAAAGUAGACAACUCUCAUCUGCCGAAAGUUGCAGUUCUUCCACCACUUUCUGUGUUGCCCAAUAGGGAGUCUCGAGAUGGCUCUAUGGAACAAGUGAAAUCUAACAUCGAGGGAACGGUGAGGAGGGAGGACGCUGUACUUGUGGGCACCCACCCGGAUGCUUUUCUUGUGCUUGAUGAAGAGCAGGCUAAUGCAAGUGUCAACGCGGAACCAGCACAGGGUAAAGACAGCAGUUCUGAAAUGAUAGAAGAAGCUACUGAGCGGUCUGUAGCAGCAUUACUUUCCAAAGCAGUAAGUUCUGAAUCCAUGGACACCUGGGCCCUGAGCACUGAGCGUUUAUCUCAAAGGGCUAACAAAGCACUCAGUCCUCUGCAGUUCCCUGCUCAGUUGACCUCCAACCCUUUAGUGAUUGGGAAGCCCCAGAGGCUGCCCAAGUCUUUCGGUUACGGCAGUCUGAGACCCACAGCUUCCAGAGCUCUCCUGAAGUCUGAGGAAUACUCUGGCGCCGCCGAGGCCUCUCCUGCACGAACUCCAAAGUUUCGGGGUGUGAAGGUGGACUCCCCUGGUAAGCAUCCUGAGAUCAUAUCGAGAACAGAGGCGCGGGACAUUACGGAAAUGGUGAACAAAGCCUCUAAGGAACCCCUGGGCUCUGUCAGCAAUUUAGGAAUCCUGGCUUCGCUGGCACGAAGCACAAGCAAGGAAAGCAGCCUACCAGGGAGCUGUGGACUGGGAAGACCGCACCCGGCUGCAUUGCCUCUUCCCACCAACAUCCACCUCUUUCAGGACGACCUCCUUAGGAAAGUGUCCCCACCAGAGGGAGCUGGUGCUUCAUGCAUGCCUGCUAACCCUCUUGGCUCAAGUGGAGGCUCUUCCAACACAAUUAGGCGAAUAGGUACUCCAACAUAUCACCUUCCUCCUGUGAAGGCCCCUGUCGCUCCUAAAAAGAAAAGUUCUAAGCACUGUUUCCUGUGCGGAAAGAAAACCGGACUGGCCACAAGCUAUGAGUGCAGAUGCCGAAACAACUUUUGUGCUACACAUCGCUAUGCAGAAACUCAUGACUGCAACUAUGACUACAAGACUGCGGGCCGGAGGUACUUGCAGGAGUCGAACCCAAUAAUCAGCGCACCAAAGCUUCCCAAAAUCUGACCAUUCAAGUGUUGCAUGUAGCAAUUUUUUUUUUAAUUGAGCAAGGGAAUGUGACUACCGCUAUGUGUUUUACACCAACUUUGCUCUGAAACUUUUAAAUGCCAAGCAACACAACAAAAUAAAAGCACAUGCAAGUCUAA